AACCCUUGCAGGCAGCUAAUCAAAGGAGCUGUGCAGGAGGAUAGCUUGUGAGCCGGUUCUGGCCAGCUUGGAGCACUGUAGCUAUAGUGUGAGCUGUGCUUUAGGAUAGGAGAGAUUCAGGGGCUGUGUACAUUCUGAAGAUAUCUUCUCUUACUAGAUCAAGUAUGCAUGCCGGAGCUCUGUUUAACUUUAUGUGGGUUUUUUUCGUCUUCGGUGUUACUGCUGCUGUGCCACAGAUUCCCCCGCUGAGUCUGAAAUCUUCAUCAAGCUGCAGACUUUCAACAUCAGCUUCAGAAAAUCGUUGCAGGACGUCAGAUGGAUUCAUAUGCAGUGGUAGAGGCAAAUGUGACUGUGGGGUUUGUGUGUGUGAAGUGAAAGAACCUGGUAAAUACUAUGGGCCUUUAUGCGAGUGCCAUGACUGGGUAUGUCACACCUAUGAUGGACAAGUUUGUGGAGGACAUGGAACGUGUGACUGUGGAAAGUGCCAAUGUGAUUCUGGCUGGUCUGGAGAAGCCUGUCAAUACCCAACUACUUGUGACCUGACACGAAAGCAAAGCAACGAAAUGUGCAAAAAUUCUCAAGGAGUCAUUUGUUCAAAUGCAGGCACCUGCCAUUGCGGGAGAUGUAAAUGUGAGAACUCAAAAAAUAAUGGAUUGAUAUACGGGAAGUUUUGUGACUGUGAUGACAGGGAAUGUAUUGAUGAUGAAACUGGAGAGAUGUGUGGAGGCCACGGGAAGUGUUACUGUGGAAACUGUUACUGUGAGGCUGGUUGGCAUGGAGAUAAAUGUGAAUUCCAGUGUGACAUCACCCCAUGGGAGAUUAAGAAGAGAUGCACAUCUCCAGAUGGCAAAAUCUGCAGCAACAGAGGAACAUGCAUUUGUGGUGAAUGUACAUGUCAUGAUGUAGACCCAACUGGUGACUGGGGAGACAUUCAUGGUGACACCUGUGAAUGUGAUGAAAGGAACUGUAAGGCAGUCUAUGACCGGUAUUCUGAUGACUUCUGCUCAGGUCAUGGGCAAUGUAACUGUGGACUAUGUGAUUGUAAAGAAGGUUGGACUGGAAGAAAGUGUGAACAUCCACGGUCCUGCCACCUCUCAGCAGAAGAAAGCAAGAAAAGAUGCCAGGGAAGCUCCUCGCUGCCAUGCUCUGGAAGAGGGAAAUGUGAAUGUGGUCAGUGCACUUGCUUCCCGCCUGGAGACAGCAGGGUGUAUGGAAAGCAUUGUGAGUGUGAUGACCGGCAGUGUGAAGACCUAGAAGGCAAUAUCUGUGGAGAACACGGCACUUGUUCCUGUGGUCGAUGCAUUUGUGAGGCCGGGUGGUUUGGAAAACUGUGCCAACAUGAAAGAAAAUGCAAUAUGACGGAGGAAGAGAGCAAGAGCCUUUGUGAAUCAUCAGAUGGUAUUCUGUGCUCUGGAAAAGGUUCCUGCCACUGUGGAAAGUGCAUCUGUUCGCCACAGGACUGGUAUGUUUCAGGGGAAUUCUGUGAAUGUGAUGACAGGGACUGCGACAAACACGAUGGUCUUAUUUGCACAGGCAACGGGAUAUGUAGCUGUGGAAACUGUGAAUGCUGGGAAGGAUGGAAUGGAAAUGCCUGUGAGAUAUGGCUUGGAAAUGAAUACCCAUAAACGCAAGAUGAGGAAAUUUGUUAAAAUGUGUUCUGUUCCUGUAAUAUCGGCUACUAUUGAAUGUACACAAUAGUGGAGUAUAUAACCCGUCAUCUGACCUGCUUAAUCCGACUGUUCUAAGUCUGUAAUUUAGUAAUUCAUUUAAUUUGGGCUGAAUUUGAGAUAUUUUCAAGUGUACAGGCAAUAGAAAAGAUAGCUUGAUUGUAUAAUUGACAUGGUUAUCAGUAUAUCACAUCAUCAAUCCAUGCUAAAUGAAUAAUAUGUAGCCAGCUGGCAUAGUGUCAUAGGUAUAUGUACUGUAAUUACUAAUACCCAGAGGUGGGUCUUCAACCCCCACUGUAAUAAUAACCAGCCCCAUCCAUGACGCUUCGUCACAUUAAAUGUUUGGUUCAUAUACUUUGCUCUAAUAAUAGUUUUUACAUUCAUCUUAUAAUAGAACAUGUACAAGAAACUUUCUGUAAUAAAGAAAUGGUUAUAUGUAAUGAU
Messenger RNA from Bufo bufo (common toad), 2111 nucleotides. RefSeq names its product integrin subunit beta like 1 (gene ITGBL1). Bases 165 to 1625 code for a protein of 486 amino acids. The record is from RefSeq and is a predicted model, not a curated record. Lineage: Eukaryota; Metazoa; Chordata; Amphibia; Anura; Bufonidae. Gene Ontology annotation, cellular component: focal adhesion; cell surface; integrin complex. The transcript has 11 exons. Gene Ontology annotation, molecular function: integrin binding. Gene Ontology annotation, biological process: cell adhesion mediated by integrin; cell migration; integrin-mediated signaling pathway.